Mangifera indica (mango) is the source of this 1925-nucleotide messenger RNA. RefSeq names its product spastin-like. Gene Ontology annotation, cellular component: microtubule cytoskeleton. The record is from RefSeq and is a predicted model, not a curated record. Gene Ontology annotation, molecular function: ATP binding; ATP hydrolysis activity. The coding region runs from base 216 to 1679 and encodes 487 amino acids. The transcript has 14 exons. NCBI's taxonomy places the organism in Eukaryota, Viridiplantae, Streptophyta, Magnoliopsida, Sapindales, Anacardiaceae.
CUCGGGCCUCCUUUUUUUUCGGUCUUAAUUUUCUAACUUACAAACUGCUCCUUCUCCUAUUUACAAAUCAUGUUCCGACCCAUAUUCUACUGACAUCUUCAAGUUUCUCCCAAUCUUUACUGAAUUCUGUGAUUCAAUUUCCAGGUUCUCUUCACCUAAUUGAUUUCCCGUACAGUGAAUUUCAUCACAAAUUCUUACAUGAUCCGUGAAAUGACAUGAGUUUCCUCAAAGGCAUCAUUGAUUCUCUAGGAUCAAUUUUCCCAAACGAUAAUUCGCCCUAUGAAUCUGGACAAAACCCUAGCUCUUCCACAAUGGAUACUGGAGCAGGAACUUUAGUCACAAACGAAAGAACAGCAUACAAGCUUAAAGGAUACUUCGAUUUAGCUAAAGAAGAGAUUGACAAAGCGGUUAGGGCUGACGAAUGGGGUUUGGUUGACGAUGCUAUUAUUCAUUACAACAACGCCCAACGAAUUUUAAACGAAGCUAUUUCGACUCCUGUUCCAUCUUAUAUCAGCUCUAGUGAAGUAGAGAAGGUGAAAUCUUAUCGGCAAAAGAUAUUGAAAUGGCAGAGUCAAGUGUCUGAUAGAUUACAGACUUUGGGUCAGCGCACAGGCGGCACAUCAAUGAACAAGAGCACCAUCCCUCGUGCCCAAACUGCUGCAGUUUCAUCAACAUCAAAUUACAGAAAAAAAGUGUCACAAAAUCCUCUACAUUUGAAUAAAAACAAUCCAGUUGCAAGGAAUCAGACUGACAAAGCUGUAAACUCUAAACCUCUGCAGGAAUCUGGUAGCAGAUAUGAAUCAAAUUUGGUUGAAAUGAUAAAUACAGCAAUAGUGGAUAAAAGUCCUUCUGUGAAGUGGGAAGAUGUUGCUGGCCUUGAGAAAGCUAAGCAAACUUUAAUGGAAAUGGUUAUUCUGCCAACCAAAAGAAGAGAUUUGUUCACUGGCCUUCGGAAGCCAGCAAGAGGUUUGCUUCUCUUUGGUCCACCGGGAAAUGGGAAGACCAUGCUUGCCAAAGUAGUGGCAUCAGAGUCACAGGCAACGUUUUUCAAUGUUUCUGCAUCUUCAUUAACAUCAAAAUGGGUGGGCGAGGCUGAGAAGCUUGUCCGGACACUGUUCAUGGUUGCUAUAUCAAGACAGCCGUCUGUAAUUUUCAUUGAUGAAAUUGAUAGCAUAAUGUCAACAAGGUUAGCUAAUGAGAAUGAUGCAAGCAGAAGGUUGAAGUCUGAGUUUCUGAUACAGUUUGAUGGAGUUACAUCUAAUUCCAAUGAUUUAGUGAUUGUCAUGGGUGCUACUAAUAAGCCACAAGAAUUGGAUGAUGCAGUUCUUAGGAGAUUGGUGAAGAGAAUAUACAUACCUCUACCUGAUGAAAAUGUUAGGAGACUUCUUCUUAAACACAAACUGAAGGGCCAAGCAUUUUCCUUACCUGGUGGAGACCUACAAAGGCUUGUGAGGGACACAGAAGGAUACUCUGGAAGUGAUUUACAAGCAUUAUGUGAAGAAGCUGCAAUGAUGCCAAUUAGAGAGCUUGGUGCCAACAUUCUGACUGUCAAGGCAAAUCAGCUAAGACCUCUAAGAUAUGAAGACUUUAAGAAGGCAAUGGCUGUAAUUAGACCCAGUUUAAAUAAAAGCAAGUGGGAAGAACUUGAACAGUGGAAUCUGGAGUUUGGCUCUAAUUGAAUUCCAAAUCAUCUCUAAUAUGCCCUCACGAUUUAAGAACUUUCUGGAAUGUAAAUCCUUUAUUUUUAUCCCAUGUAUCAUCUCAUUGCUGUUAUAGAGGAUAUCAUAUGAUCGAGUUGUCUGUAGCUAGUACCAUGAAGUUGGUUUCAACAGUGGUUAGGUUAUAAUUUGGUAUGAUGUGAGAUAGAUACACUCGCCAAAGGAUAUUUAAAACCCAGUAAAAAAUUUUAUAAUUGUUAGGAUUCA